AAAAUUGAUUCACUCAGCACCUAUCCAUAUAUUUUGAUAGAUUUCGACCGGUAUUGACAAAGUUGUAUGCGGAGCACAACAGCUCAAGCCCAACAGCCUAAGGAUGCCCACCAGUCAGGGGUCCAUGGACCGGCACAGUGGGAACGAGAUGGUCAACAUGGAUGGGGGCAGCGAUAGCAACAGACCACCUCAAGGAGGCAGCACCAUGAUGAGUCGUUCGAGCCGGAAGACGAGCACGAAGAAGAGUGUGCGAACGGGAUUUAAGGAACGACCCGAUAAACUGGGCGCCGACAAUACGCUGCAGAUCAAAACUGGCGCAUCGUUAAUACCGGACUUGAACCUGAUUAUCAAUCGUAUGCGCAACAUGAAGGACGAUAGCUAUGUGUAUCUGGACUAUAUGCUGCCCAAGGACAGCGAAUUCUUUACACCCUACAGUCUGCGUGAAAUUCAAUUCGCUCAGCUGAAUAUUCAUAAGCCAUAUUACACGGUCACACGGCAUGGCGUUACCUAUUGGCGGGUGUCCGAGAACUUUUUCACACCUCUCAAUCAGUGGCAGCAGGAAUUCCAGCAGUUCCUCAGCAUCAUACAGAUACGAACGUUCUCCAUCUUUCGGCUAUGGAAGGGCUUCAAGGUGUGGGAGAUGACCAUCAAGUGGCGCAAAUUGAAUGCAGCUCGCAAUCAUCUGCAGAACAAUCUCUUCAUUGUGAUACCGCAAUUGGCCAAGGCGAUAUUGCGUAUGCGCUCCGAUAUCGUUGUCCUGGAACGUCUGAGCUUUGUGAAUAUCGAGAACAUUGAGGAAUGGCAUCCGUUUUAUUUCCUUGAGUUGCAUAUGCGCAUUUACGAGCAGCUCAAUUUUGUCUUUCACGAAUUCCGCUCCUAUGUGGGCAGAGCUCUAUAUCGUUCGUGCACGGAAGCUAUUAUGGCACGUGGCUUCUAUCCCGAUGAUGAGAUCAAUUACUAUCCGUCGGUUAAGAAAAUGCGGGAGGCGCACAGUUUUAUGGAUCGUGCGCGCAAACGUGCCUUCUGCAAAACCCUCACUAACUUUUUGAGCUACUGCGACAUGAUGCUCUACCAGGCGCUCUAUCGCGUCACCAUUCAGAGCUACGAGGAUCUCAAUCAUGCGUUUAACGAGCAUCAUAUUGUUGCACCAACAGAGGCGGAAAUCAACCGUCACGAUCGUUUGGAUGCCAAAGUAGAGAAGACACGCCCAUCGAAUGCACCGCAGUCACCAUUUUUCCUUGCCUCUUUGCGUCUGCUGCCCGAUCGCAUUGAAGUUGAGCCGCUGGAGGAUGUACUCAAAUUAAUUUUUCAGCGCAUCACUGGCUUGAUACUGGAGACUGUGCUCGAUAUUCCAGCCUUUACUACAGAUGCGGAGUACACGCAGUUCACUCAACCUUCGAUCAUGGGACGUCAGGAAGAGUGCUUGUAUCAAAGUGCACCUGAUUUGACUUUUCUGCUAAAACAGGAUGCCUCCUUCAAUUUCAAUAGAAAGAACAUCUUUGUCCUGCUGCAUAGCGCCUACGAGAUGGCGCAUUUGUAUACGGCACGUUUUCGAGCCAUUCGCGAGAACUACGAGAUUGAUGCGACAACAGACCCUGAAGAUCUCAGCACCGAGAGAGACCUCACUGCCUUGCGGAACUACUGCGAUCGCUACUGCAAUAAUUUGCGUGCCUUGGACGGUAUUCUUGAUCACGUUUUCCUUGGGCUUUUAAAGCUGGGUCAGAGCGGUUUUAAAGAUGCAGUUACGCCGGUGUGUCAGCGCUUGCAGAAUGUGUUGGCCAUCUAUCUGCCACAGCUGGCCGAGGAGGAGACUACCAAGUUGUAUGAGGACGCGCAGGAUUUCUAUGGACGCAUCGGUUAUGAGCCCACAGCGACACUUCCGUUGGUUGAGCACAUACGAUUCCUGGACAACUGUCACGAGGAGCUGGAUGAGCUAUUCAAGACAGUCGACUAUGUUCACGAUCUGUUGCUAAUCAUCAAGGACUUUAACAUACCCAUCGACGAUGAACGCAAAGAGGAUUACAUGGAUACAGAGGACUAUCUGAAUCGCACAAAGGAAAGUCUCGCAGAGAUUAUGGAGAAGCGACAAGAAUUUAUCAAUCAGUUGGACGAGGCCAUGCAGGAGGAUAUACUGGGGCUCAAGGAGGAUAUACACGAAGUAGCCGUUGAAGCCCUUGAGAAUUGGCUGCUGAUGAGCAAUUCCGAUCGCAAUGCAGUGAAUGACAAGUUAGAUGAGCUCUUGAACCGCAUGAAUGUAUGCCGUGAAAGAGCCGACGAGCUGAUUGGCUAUCAAAAAGAGUUUAGAAUCGAUCUGACCAUGUACGACGAAAUGUCCUCGGGAUUCUACGACAUACGCAUGCGACAGAAUCUUUACAAAACCCUCAUCGACUGGGAGGAAUCAUUGUCGAGCUGGUUGGCCGCGGACUUUAAUACGCUUGUUGUGGCCGAUAUGAUCGAUUUGAAUGCCAGAACCAUAAAGAAUUGCUUGCAGUUCCAGAAAUAUUUGCCCGACAAUGAUAUUGUGCCAGUGCUGCACAAAUCUGCUGAGGAAUUCAAAGACAAACUGCCCGUUCUUGGAUAUUUAAGGAAUCCGAAUUUGCGUGCGCGUCACUGGACCGAGAUUGAGGAGUUGUUGGCUAGAAAAUUCUUCCAGGAGAAGGACAUAAGGAUUAACACCUACGAAGAGUCGCAUGCCUUCGAUGAUGAGAGCAAUGCAGAAGCUCUAAUGCAAAUAUCCUCCCAGGCAACAGGCGAAACACAGCUCGAAAAUAUGCUCAAGGGCAUCGAAACCAUAUGGAAGGAGACCGAACUGGCCAUUGCCAUGCAUCACGAUCAGAAGGACGUCUUCAUACUGGCCGGCACCGAAGAGUUGCAGGCCGUGCUGGACGAUGCUAAUGUCAAUAUCAACACCAUAGCUGCAUCCAAGUUUGUGGGACCCAUAAAGACGCGCGUAGAUGAAUGGAUUGCGGCACUAGAUCAAUUCGGCAAGACCUUUGAGGCAUGGAUGGAUUGCCAGGGCGCCUGGAUCUAUCUGGAGGCGAUCUUUGCCUCGGCGGACAUACAGCGUCAGCUACCCCACGAGGCAAAGAUGUUCAAUCAGGUGGACAAGAACUUCAAAGAGAUUGUGCGACAGGCGAAAAAAGUCGCUCUGGCUCUGCCCACCAUGUCCAGCGUGGAGGUCUACGAUAUGCUCAGGGAAGACAACCGAUUGUUAGAUUUGAUAUCACGCGGCCUCGAAGCCUAUUUGGAAGUCAAGCGUGUGGUUUUCCCCAGAUUCUACUUUCUAUCCAAUGAUGAGUUGCUGGAGAUAUUGGCACAAACACGUGUGCCUCAGGCUGUGCAGCCGCAUCUGCGCAAAUGCUUCGAUGCCAUCUAUCGCCUUGAGUUUGGUCAGAAAGAGGGCGGCGAUGGCAAAAUGAUACCUACCAAUGAUAUCAUUGCCUUCCUAUCGCCUGAGGGAGAGAAAUUGCAAUUUGGCAAAGGACUCAAAGCACGCGGUGCAGUCGAGGAAUGGCUCAGCAAAGUGGAGGAUGCCAUGUUUGUAUCCUGCAAGCGAUACAUGCGCUUUGGCUAUCAAUGCUAUGCGGCCAAGGAGCGUGACGAAUGGUUCCAGGAUCAUCCCAAUCAGGUCGUAAUUACCGUCUCGCAGGUGUACUGGGCAACCGAUAUUCAUCGCAUCUUCGACGUCAAGGAGAAAACCCAAAUGGGCGUUAUCGAGAAGAUGACCAAGUUCGAGGCGAAAUGCCUGCAAGAUUUGGGCGCACUUGCGGCGCUAACACGAAAAAAUAUUAGCUCACUGCUAAGAAAAAUACUUUGUGCUCUGAUUACCAUCGAUGUGCAUGCCAAGGAUUCGGUGCACAUGCUCAUCGAGAAGGGUGUCUACAACUCCACCGACUUCAACUGGCUAAAGAUGCUGCGCUUCUAUUGGGCCAUCGAAUCGGAGACGGUUUAUUCCCGCAUGGCCGCUGCCAACAUACCGUAUUACUACGAAUAUCUGGGAGCUGGUGGAGUGCUGGUGCUUACGCCUCUGACUGAUCGCUGUUACCUCUGCCUGAUGGGCGCCUUCCAGAUGGACUUGGGUGGAGCACCCGCUGGACCUGCGGGGACGGGCAAAACAGAGACCACCAAGGAUUUGGCUAAGGCGUUGGCCAAACAAUGUGUUGUGUUCAAUUGCUCAGAUGGACUCGACUACAAGAUGAUGGGACGUUUCUUUUCGGGUUUGGCACAAUGCGGUGCCUGGUGCUGUUUCGAUGAGUUCAAUCGCAUUGAUAUCGAGGUGCUGUCUGUGAUUGCCCAACAACUGAUCACCAUACGUACAGCUAAGGUGAUGAAGGUAAAGAGGUUUGUCUUUGAGGGUCGCGAAAUUAAGAUCAACCAUUCGUGCUGUGUAUUUAUCACAAUGAAUCCAGGAUAUGCAGGUCGUACCGAGCUGCCCGACAAUCUGAAGGCACUGUUUCGACCCAUAUCGAUGAUGGUGCCAGAUUAUGCGCUCAUCUCCGAGGUGAUUCUUUACUCAGAGGGCUUCGAGGAUCCCAAGAUCUUGGCACGCAAAAUGGUGCAAAUGUAUCAGUUGUGCAGUCAACAGCUAAGCCAACAGAAUCAUUAUGAUUUUGGUAUGCGUGCCGUCAAAUCGGUGCUGGUCAUGGCCGGUGCCCUGAAGCGUGCGUCGCCCAAACAACGCGAGGAUAUCACCCUGAUUGCUGCACUGCGUGACUCGAAUAUACCAAAAUUCUUGGCCGACGAUGCGAUACUCUUUCGCGGCAUACUCAGCGAUCUGUUUCCGGGCGUCGAUCUGCCGGAUUCGCAGCAUCCCCACCUGGAGGCAAGUCUGCGCUUGGGUCUGCGGCAAAAGAGUCUUCAACCGGUGCCGACAACGAUACGCAAGUGUCUGCAGCUCUACGAGACAAUGUGUGUGCGUUGGGGUGUCAUGACUGUGGGUCCCACAGGCGGUGGCAAGUCGGUCGUUCUGCAUGCCUUAGAAUUUGCCUUGGCGCAUCUUUUUGAAAGCGAGGUACAGGAUCCUAAUUUCCGUCCUGUUGUCAUACAAACCAUGAAUCCAAAGGCAGUCAAUAUGAAUGAACUUUACGGCUAUGUGGACCCCAAGACGCUGGAGUGGCAGGACGGACUGCUCGGUCUGGCAGUGCGCACUGCGGUCAAUGUAGAGGAUGAGAUUCAUCAGUGGAUCAUGUGCGAUGGUCCCGUGGAUGCCGUGUGGAUUGAGAACUUGAACACGGUGCUCGACGAUAACAAGAUGCUUUGUCUGGCCAACUCGGAACGCAUCAAGCUAACCGCCUGGAUACACAUGCUCUUCGAGGUGCAGGAUCUGCUGCAAGCCUCUCCAGCCACCGUCUCACGUUGUGGCAUGGUCUAUGUGGAUCCCGGGGACCUUGGCUGGAUACCUUUGGUGGAUACGUGGCGGGAGCUGGACAUGUCACACAAAUUGCCGCCAAAGUUGGCUGAAUUUCUCUAUCAAUUGUUCAUUGGUUACUUUGAGAAGGCAUUGAAGAUCGAACGCAAACGUGCCUCCUACACAAUACAUCAAGUGUUGGGCUCCAAGGUGCGUUUGUGCUGUGCUCUCAUCUCAUCACAGUUGGAAGUGACACGCUGGUCGACCUUGCCUGAAGAGGAGGCCAAGAAUUUGAUAACCAAAAUAUUUACAUGGUGUGUGCUCUGGGCACUUGCCUCAAAUUUGCGAGAUGCGGAGAAACUAUCCUUUGAGGACUUUUGGGGCCGAGCCAUGGCCGUUCAUCCAAAUAUGGACAUGCCGGAGCGAUCCAUGUGGAACUAUCGCGUAAACCUGGAGACCAACGAUUGGGGCAACUGGAACGAAAUUAUGCCAAAGUUUAUCUAUAGCUCCGAGGUGUCCUACUACGAUAUGCAGGUGCCCACCGUGGAUACCACUAAAUAUGGUUAUGUAGCAGAUUUGCUCUUCAAGCGCGAUUUUCCGGUCAUGUUCACCGGUGAAACAGGCGUGGGCAAAACCGUGCUCGCCGUCAGCUGCAUGAAACGUCUGUCCGAAGGCAAAGUAAUUCCGAUUGUGCUCAACUUUUCGGCCCAAACGAGCAGCUUGCGCACCCAGGAGAUGAUUGAGGGACCGCUGGAGAAGCGCAAGCGGACCCAACUCGGUGCCCCAGUGGGCAAGACCGUCAUCAUAUUCAUUGACGAUGUGAACAUGCCCAAAUUGGACACGUACGGCAGUCAACCGGCAAUCGAGCUGCUCAGACAAUUCCUGGACUUUAAGGGCUUCUAUGAUCGCGAGAAACUCUUCUGGAAGGACAUACUCGAUGUGGUACUAGGCUGCGCAUGUGCACCUCCAGGAGGUGGUCGCAAUCCACUCACGCCGCGCUUUGUGCGCCACUUUGCGCUCUUCUCGCUGCCCAAACCCAAUGAGGAGACGCUCACACAGAUCUUCAACGGCAUUCUCUUCGGCUUUCUAGAGACAUUCUCCUCGGCCAUUCGCUCGCUCUCCGAGCCCAUGGUGCACGCCUGUGUCGAUGUCUAUAUGCGUGUGGCCAAGGUAAUGCUGCCCACGCCGGAUCGAUCGCAUUACAUAUUCAACUUGCGCGAUCUGUCCAAGUGCAUACAGGGCAUAUUGCAGGCAAACAACAUGUACUACAACAUGGAGAAUCAGAUAUUGCGUUUAUUCUAUCACGAGACAACACGCGUCUUUCACGAUCGCCUCAUCAAUGCGGAGGACAAGGCGAUCUUCAAGACGCUGAUGAACGAUGUAUGUCGCGAUCACUUCAAUCGCGAUGUUGUGCAGCCCGACGAACCCGAAGUGCUCUUCGGUGACUUCAUGAUAUUUGGCAAGCCGAAGAACGAGCGUGUGUACGACGAGAUCAGGGAUCAGAGUAAGCUGGAAAGCGUGCUCAACGAUUACAUUGUCGAUUACAAUUCGAUGGCCGUGGGCAAGCAAAUGAAAUUGAUUCUAUUCCAAGAUGCCAUGGAGCAUACGGUGCGUUUAGCCCGCCUCCUGCGCAGCGAUCGUGGCAAUGGUCUGCUAGUGGGCGUGGCCGGCAUGGGUAAACAGUCCCUGACCCGACUGGCGUCCCAUGUCAACGAGUACAAUUGCUGGCAAAUCGAAAUGCGACGCAACUACGAUCUGAAUGCCUUCCACGAGGAUUUGCGAGUGCUCUAUCGCAUCGGCGGGAUUGAUAACCAGCCAGUGACAUUUCUGCUUAUCGACAGCCAGAUUGUGGAGGAGGAGUUUCUCGAGGAUAUUAACAAUAUUUUAAACUCGGGCGAAGUGCCCAAUCUCUUCGAGGGCGACGAGUACGAAAAGGUUAUUCUUGACGCUCGCGAUGCGUGUAAUGCCAGCAAAAAAAGUCAGGGUUGUCAACGCGAUGAUAUCUACAAGUUCUUCAUCAACCGUGUGCGCAACAAUCUCCACGUAGUCAUGUCGAUGAGUCCCGUGGGCGAUGCCUUCCGCCGGCGUUGUCGCAUGUUCCCCUCUCUGGUCAAUUGCACCACCAUCGAUUGGUUCACCAGCUGGCCCACCGAGGCCCUUUACUCCGUUGCCCUUGGACUGCUCACGAAGAUUGCCCCCCAAAUGAACGAACGCGUCUCGCUGGCCAGCACCACAGUCUUUAUGCACAAGACUGUUGAGGAUGCCUCGGUGCGUUUCUACAAGGAGAUGAAGCGGCAUUACUAUACCACGCCCAGCAGUUAUUUGGAGCUGCUGAAGCUCUAUCAGAGUCUGUUGAAGGUCAAGACUCAGGAGAUUAUUGCCAAGCGUAAGCGCAUUGCCAGCGGUCUCAAUAAGCUGUUGGAGACCAAUGAAGUGAUUGCAGUCAUGCAGAAGGAAUUGGAGGUAAUGGUGCCACAGCUGGAUGAAAAAUCGGCCAUGAUGAAGGCGCUCGUGGAUAAUUUGACAAAGGAAACGAAACAGGCCGAUGCUGUCAAGCAAGGCGUCAUGGAGGACGAGGCGAAUGCCAAGGAGAAGGCAGCCAUUGCUCAGGCCAUCUCCGAAGAUGCCAGCAAAGAUCUCGAGAUCGCAAUGCCAGCACUACGCGAAUCCGAGGAAGCGCUCAAAGGUCUCACCAAGGCAGAUAUCAACGAGCUAAAAUCCUUUACCACGCCGCCAGCUUUAGUGCAGUUUUGCAUGGAGGCCGUUUGCAUUCUGCUGGGUGCCAAACCCACAUGGGCGUCAGCCAAAGCUAUUAUGGCUGACAUCAAUUUCAUUAAGCGACUCUUUGAAUACGACAAGGAGCACAUGAAGGAAGACGUGCUUAAGAAGGUCAAGAAAUACAUUGACCACAAGGACUUUGUGCCAGCUAAAUUCGAGAAAGUCUCCAAGGUAGCCAAAUCAGUGAGCAUGUGGGUGAUUGCCAUGGACAAAUUCUCCAAGGUCUACAAAGUUGUAGAGCCAAAGAUCAAGCGCAAGGAAGCCGCCGAGGCGGAACUCAAGGAUGUGAUGAAGGUGCUGCGGCAAAAGCAAAAGGAACUUGCUGCGGUCGAGGCAAAAAUUCAAUCGUUGCGCGACAGCCUCGAGGAGAAGCAACGUGAAUUCCAGGUGAUACAGGACAAUGUGGAUCUCACAUAUGGGCGCAUCAAUCGAGCUGGGCGCUUAACUUCUGCGCUGGCCGAUGAACAGAUUCGUUGGCGCGAUACUGUUAAAUCGCUGACCGCUGACUUGGCCUGUGUGCCAGGCGAUGUCCUUGUGGCAGCUGCCUGUGUCGCCUACUUGGGCGCAUUCUCCAAUGAAUACCGUCGCGAUAUGAGUCAGCAUUGGGUCGACAAGUGUCGCGAAUACAACAUACCAUCGAGCAAGGAGUUCAAUCUGCUCAAGGUGCUGGGCGAUGCGUACGAGAUGCGACAAUGGAAUGUCGAUGGCCUGCCCAAGGAUAACAUAUCGAUUGAGAAUGGCAUUUAUGCCACACGCGCCCUGCGCUGGGCUCUCAUGAUCGAUCCGCAGGAGCAGGCGAAUCGUUGGAUACGCAACAUGGAGAAGGCCAACAAUUUGCAAGUGAUCAAAAUGACAGACUCAUCGAUGAUGCGUGUCCUCGAGAACAGUGUGCGUCAGGGCUAUCCCGUAUUGCUCGAAGAGCUAGAUGAGACCAUCGAUCCCUCGCUACGUCCCAUUCUGCAGCGGGAGACGUACAAAUCGGAGGGUCGCAUCUAUUUGAAGUUGGGCGAUCAGGUCAUCGAUUAUGAUAAUAACUUUAAGCUCUACAUGACAACCAAGUUACCCAAUCCGCAUUAUUUGCCCGAGGUGUGCAUCAAUGUAACACUCGUCAAUUUCCUAGUCACCGAAAGUGGCCUAGAGGAUCAGCUGUUGGCCGAUAUUGUUGCUAUUGAGCUACCCGCCAUGGAGGCGCAACGCAAUGAUCUGGUUGUCAAAAUAAACGCGGACAAACAGCAGUUGCUGUCGCUGGAGGACAAGGUGCUAAAGUUGCUCUUCAACUCCGAGGGCAAUAUACUGGACGAUGAGGAGCUCGUUGAAACGUUAAACGAUGCCAAGGAAACUUCUCUGAUCAUUGCCGCUCGUCUGAUUGAUACCGAGGAGACGGAGAAGAUAAUUACAGCGUCGCGAGAACGUUAUCGAAUUCUGUCGUCACGUGGUGCAAUUCUCUACUUUGUUGUCGCCGGCCUCGCGGAGAUUGAUCCCAUGUAUCAGUACAGUCUCAAGUAUUUCACACAGGUCUUUUGCAAUGUCCUGCGACUCGAUCAUCCGGUCAUGGCCGUUGAUGUGCGCAUCUCCACACUAAUGGUGGACGAACUGAAGGCCAUCUACGAUAAUAUUUCGCGUGGUCUCUUCGAGAAUCACAAGCUCAUCUUUAGCUUUCUGCUGGCGCUGUCGGUGGAGCGUCAGGAGGGACGCGUCUCAGCCGAAGAAUUUGGUUUUCUCACCCGCGGCGCUGUCGGCACAGUGCGUGCAAAAGCGAUGCCUACGAAUCUCAAGCUCAGCCAAAUGGAAUGGGAUGCUGCCAUCUUUUUGGAGGACAAUUUUAAGGACACCUUUGCGGGCUUCACCAAUGAAAUGGACAAGCCCUUCUUCCUUCAGUUGCAAGACAACAAGGAGAUCUUUGACUUUGCCCGAACGAAAGCGGAGCCCACCGACAAAUGGGACAAGCGUUUGCGCAUCUUCCACAAACUCAUGUUUAUUGCCACUUUCCGCAAGCCACGUUUCCUCCUCAAUGUGGUCAGCUAUCUGCAUGCCACCGUGGGCAAGUAUUUCACCGAGGCAUCUGCUGGUGGCACACAACUGAGCACAGUCUAUCUGGACACUUCGUCUGUGACGCCGCUGAUCUUUGUGUUAUCUACGGGAUCCGAUCCCAUGUCGGGUUUCCUCAAGUUCACCAACGAAAUGAAGUUCACGGACAAGUACUACUCGAUAUCGUUGGGUCAGGGCCAGGGACCGCUAGCCGAGAGCUUAAUCGACAAGAGUCUGCGCAUGGGUCACUGGGUGUUUUUGCAAAACUGUCACUUGGCCACCUCCUGGAUGCGAGUGCUCGAAACAAUUGUGCGCAAUUUGACACUGGGAAUAACCAAAGCGAAUCCCGAGUUCCGCUUGUAUUUGUCAUCGAUGCCUACGCAAUCAUUUCCCAUCAGCGUGCUGCAGAAUUCGGUGAAGAUCACAAACGAACCGCCCAAGGGCAUCAAGGCGAAUGUGAUUGGUGCGCUGAGUGACCUGAAAGUCGAAUUCUUCGAGGAGCACAUUCAGACCAACAAAUGGCGUGCGAUUGUCUUUGGCCUCUGUAUGUUUCAUGCCGUCCUCUUGGAGCGUCGCAAGUUCGGUCCACUGGGCUGGAACAUUACGUACGAAUUCAAUGAGAGCGAUCGUGAGUGCGGCCUGAAGACACUCGAUUUCUUUAUCAAUCGUCAGGUGAUGGAGUCAAUACCCUGGGAGGCCAUACUCUAUAUCAAUGGCGAGAUCACUUGGGGAGGUCGUGUCACUGACUAUUGGGAUCUGCGCUGUCUGCGCACAAUCCUAACGAUCUUCUCGUCGGAACGGAUCAUUCAACCGGAUUACAAAUAUUGUCGUGGGGACUCGUACUAUCGUGAUCCACAGGGCGCCACGCUUAAGGAGUAUGCGACAUUUGUCCAAGGUUUCCCAGUGCUCGAGGAUCCCGAAAUCUUUGGCAUGAAUCAAAAUGCAAACAUUGUGUUCCAGACCAAGGAGACUGAGUUCUUUAUUAGCACACUGCUGCUAGGCCAGCCGCGCUCCUCGGCGGACGAAGGUCAGGCUAUGGAGAACGAGCUGUGCCAGCAAAUAAUUGAGCGCAUUCAAUCGGUGCUCACCUACAAAAUCCAACGAGAGCCCAUCCACGACACACUCACAGUGCUGGACAGCAAGGGACAGAUGCCUUCGUUGACCACUGUGCUGGUGCAGGAGAUCGAUCGCUUCAACAUUGCAUUGGGCAUCAUUCACGACAGUCUCGCCAAUCUGGCUAAGGCCAUCAAGGGUCUCGUUGUUAUGUCGGAGGAUCUAGAGAUGGUAUUUCGCGCCCUCCUUGCCAAUCUGGUGCCUGCGAUGUGGGCAAAGCGUAGUUUCCUCUCCAUCAAGCCGCUGCCCAACUACAUUGUGGACUUUCAGCGACGCAUCGAUUUCAUUCAACACUGGGCCGAGAAUGGCGCACCACGAUCGUAUUGGAUCAGUGGCUUCUUCUUUCCGCAAUCCUUCCUCACCGGCGUGCUGCAAACAUACGCGCGACGUCGUGUGCUGCCCAUUGACUCGUUGAAAAUCGAUUUCCAGGUCAUCGAAAUGGAGCUAACGCAACAGGAUUUCUUUGAGCUGCACAACGCCAAUCACAGUGAUCAACGUCUCUAUGGCAAUUUGGAGGAGUGCACCGAUGCCCUGAUUAAUGUGCAUGGCAUUUUUGUGGAAGCUGCUCGCUGGGAUCUCACCAAGGGCGGUCUCUGCGACGCCAAGUUCGGUGAGCUCUACACACGCAUGCCUGUCGUCCGCUUCAUGCCCUGCCUGGAGGUCAGUCCCAUUUUGCGCUACGAAGCGCCGCUCUAUAAGACCCAGCAACGUUCGGGCGUUCUCUCCACCACGGGACACUCGACGAACUUUGUGCUCUCGAUUCUGUUGCGCAGCAAGAACGAUCCCGAAUUCUGGAUAAUGCGUGGCACGGCGCUCGUUUGUGCGGUGCUCGAGAAUGUCUCCUAAACUUCAGAGAACAUCUCGAAAAAAAAGUUGCAUGUUUGGUAGUUAAUAUUUAUUUUCGUACAAUUCAUUUCAAUUCUGUGUCGGGGCUACGCCGCUAAGACAAUUUAAUCGUAAUAUAUGUAUGUAUGGUA
This is a messenger RNA of Drosophila nasuta, 12243 nucleotides long. It is a transcript of the gene Dhc16F, whose product is annotated as Dynein heavy chain at 16F. Lineage: Eukaryota; Metazoa; Arthropoda; Insecta; Diptera; Drosophilidae. The record is from RefSeq and is a predicted model, not a curated record. Gene Ontology annotation, cellular component: dynein complex. Gene Ontology annotation, molecular function: ATP binding; minus-end-directed microtubule motor activity; ATP hydrolysis activity. Gene Ontology annotation, biological process: microtubule-based movement.